AAAAAUAAAAAAACUCCCAUUCCACACCAGCGGAGUCGUACUUCCUCGCAGGCUCUCUACUACCGAAAUUCUCAAAAAAAGGAUUUCUUCCUUCGGAUUUUAAGCAGUCAGACCACGGUUUUGAGAUGACUGGAUUCUUCUGUUGUUCUCCAUGAUAGAGCUAUAGUCUUUAUGCUGGCUUGUCUACCAGGCAGCUCUUUUGAAUUGGGAAACUAGCAAUAGAUUUGGAAAUGGAGGACAUUGUUUCUUUGGAGGAAGACGGGAUUCAAGAAUUAGCCGCAGACGCAUUUCCAGAUUCAUUUACACAUAGUUGCAUCGAUGAUGAAGCACCCCCAAAAUCAUCGUGCCUGGUUUUGGAAAUAGGGGAAUCCAGCAGCAGCACUUGUACGACAGAAAUGCCCUGUUCUUGUAACAGUGCUGAACUUUCUGGUGGUUUCAGCAGCAGUGAGAAAGAGAAAAUGGUCAUCAGUCAGGACGGCACAAAACUCGGUCAAUGUGAUCGUGUUGGAUUGGGGAGAAGGUUUCAGAUUGCAGUUAGCUCUUGUGAUUGGUUUGUUGCGGAAAUUCUGAUUCCAUUUACAGAUAGGCAGGGUCUGAAUGACUUUUUGGGUGUUGCUUUGGAUGCCAUUUGGCUUCUGCGGACGGAGCGUGAACUUAAGGGUGUGUUAGAGUUAAUCAAGAAGCUUAUCGCUUGUGGUGCUACUGACUAUAGAGGAGCAAUGCUUAGGACCUCCUUUCUUGCUUCAUGUGUCUUGGUUUGUAGGUGCCGGACAAUGAGCUUACAGGAUACUGUCAAUAUCAUGGCCAAAAGGCUAAGCGAGCGUCUUGAAGAACGCGAGGGCAAUGCAGUUCUGAAGUCUGGAGCUGCUGCCAAAAUUCAGGGAUUUACGGAAUGGGCUUUGAAUUGUGUUGGUUUCUACUCCUAUUUCAAGGGAAACAAUGACAGGGUAAUGAACAGCUGGGUCAUUGAGCUUCAACUCCAGCUUUCUGCAUUCAGAGAACUUUUGGAUCUCAUAGGCGUCCACCUCACGGUGAAGGAUUUCACUGAGGCCUUUGACGCUGCAUGCUUUGCUCUCACACUCUUCUUCAGUGCGAUCGAUCCUGGUCGGGUGUCUGGAAUCACGUCGAGUGCAAUCCAAGGCUUCCUAGAAAUAUUGUUGGAGUGGGGCGCAGACGAUUUUAACCGUUGGGUUCUUCAAGCUUCUUGCUUCGGUAGUACCGAGCUGGUUCGCAUUCUCUUGCAGAUAUCCCAGCGCAACAACUUGGAUGUCGAUGUGGAUCUUGCUCUGGCCUUUGCGUCCCGCUUUUGCAAGAUUAGCACGAUCGAGUGCUUGGUGGUGGAAGGGAAUGCGACUGACUUCUUGGGCCCUCUCAUGAGAGCAGCGGGGAAGGGCUGCAUUCAAGUAGUCAAAUGGUUUGUCGAGAGGGGCUGCACUGAUAUGGAUCUUUGCCUGACACUCACGGCAGCAGCUUCAAGUAGUAGAAUUGAGGUGAUAGACUACUUGUUACCCAACGUGCCCCACCAUGUCCUUUCUACUUUGUGUAUAGAGCUGAUCAAAGCGGCCGGAGAACAGAGCAGCGAUUCGUUUGUUGGCAUUGGAUAUCUAAUGAGAUCGAAUUUCUUGCGUGAUCCGGAAGCGACUUAUGCAGCUGCAGAUUGUGUGGCGAAAUCGGAGGAUGAAACCAUCUCUCCAGAGUUGAGAGCCUUUUUCCAUGAUACGUGGUCUGAGGAUGCGUUCCUGCGUGGGCGGAGGUUUGGUCAAGACCACUAUGCGAACGUGAUGAGAGUUGUGAAACGGGGAUUGUCGCCUUUGAGUCUUCAAGAUCUACCAUUGUCAUUGCAGGUAGCAAUCGCAUAUUUGCCUCUGUACAGAGAAUGCAUAGAAGCUGGCGGGCCACUGCUUUCUCAAUGGUUGCGGGGUCAGCUGGUGGAGGCUGCUUGGAGGCUCGGAAAAGGAUCUUUCGACAACAUUGAGCAAGUCAUCUGGCGGACCAGAAAUGAUCUCCUCGCAGUUCUGGAGUGUCAUAUCCCAGUGUUCUUGCUGUAGCAGUUGGGUGCAACUUUGUUUCCUUUGUCACAUGUGCCGGAGCGGCCACAUGUGGUCGCGAUCCAAGCUGUUCAAUAGGUGGUCCUGCCUCAUAUGCUUUUUGGCUGAAAAAUCUGGCUGGCCUGCUCAUCAGGCGUGACGUGUACAGCAAAAAAAAAAUAAAAUAGAUGGUGGAAAGAGAGGUACCAUACAAUGCUUUGGCUGAAAGUUUGUACUGCAAUGGAUGGGUUUUUUUAGAUUUUAUAAGUGGGUACUGCAGUUAAAGUGAUCUGAACCGUUGAUAUCAUGGGCUCUAUUGUGGAUACACGGGUGGCCAAGGAACAAAUGGUUAAGAAAGAAAAUACAUCAAUGGUUCACAUUCAAGUAAGAAAGAAGCCAGAUAUUCAAAGAAGUAGGAUCUCCCAUAGAUAUGGACCAUCCAAGGUGAGGCCCAUGCUAUCAACUGUUUUUGAACCAUGUGGGCCCCACUUGAGGAAACUGAAAACCUUCACUAUGCUUUACAAAAGUUCACCCCGGCAUUGUAUUGUCUGGUCAAUGCCUCCAACAGAGUUUAAUCAAUGGUCUGCAUUCAACAUCCAAGCAUGGCCCAACUGAUGACCGGCUUGUCAUAAUUUAUGGCCUACAAUGCAUAGACCGUGUGGCCCAGAUCAUUUGCAAGUGUGCCACUUUGGCGUGCCUGAGAAUGGGAUGCUGAUCCUGCUUUGGGAGAGUUGGCCUUUGCAUUUCUUUUUCUUUUUCUUAAAUUUUUUUUUUUUUUUUUGGUGGUUGGGGGAUGGCACUUGUGACCGGUGCAUCCUAGCCGCUGAUACUCUUAGUUUCAGUUUCAAGGAGAUCCAUUAUGACGGACCAAGAGUUGUCCUACAUUACAUUGCAGCUAGAAUUUUUCUUUAGUUGGACCGUUAAUCUUGUAAAUGACCCACAACACUUGUGUUGAUUGAACGAUCCCAGCCAUUUAUCUU
This is a messenger RNA of Magnolia sinica, 3007 nucleotides long. RefSeq names its product ankyrin repeat protein SKIP35-like. The transcript is spliced from 6 exons. Bases 231 to 2048 code for a protein of 605 amino acids. The record is from RefSeq and is a predicted model, not a curated record. Lineage: Eukaryota; Viridiplantae; Streptophyta; Magnoliopsida; Magnoliales; Magnoliaceae.